Messenger RNA from Adineta ricciae, 1284 nucleotides. Lineage: Eukaryota; Metazoa; Rotifera; Eurotatoria; Adinetida; Adinetidae. The record is from the annotation of a GenBank genome assembly.
AUGGGAGUUUUGAUUUUGUUGAUUGAAAUGAAUUUACUUGGUGGAACUAUUUUCGGCUUUCCAGCACUUUUUCCUAUUUUAAGUCAAAUGAAAAUUUAUCAAAAUUCAUCUCAAAUUAAACAUUUUCAAAACGCAUUGACAAUUGGAAUUGCGGCAUUCGAUUCACCCGCUUUUUUCAUUGGAAUUCUAAUCGAUAAAUUUGGUUGUCGAUUUGUUAAACUAAUUUCAAUAAUUUUUCACAUCAUUGGAUGGUUAUCCUUGGCAUUACUUAAACCAGGUCGCGAUUGGUUAAUGUAUCUUCAUUGUAUAUUUUCCUCCAUUAGUGGAAUUAUGAUUCUGCUGACGAGUUAUACAUCUGCGAAUUACUUUUCCAAGUCCCGUGCGCUUGUUUCUUCACUUUUAGCAGGAGCGGGAAUCUCUGCGACGAUGUGGUUCGCAGUUUUUCAAAUUUUGAUUGAUAGAAAUACUUGUGAAUUGAGCACAUUGGCAUAUGUUUGGCUGGGCUUUGCUCUGCUAAUCUUCUUAACUUCGUUUCUUUUCCUCGAUUGGAAUUAUUCGUUUUGGAAUUUACCCUAUAAAUUUGAUAUUCAACUUGAAUCAACUGCCGAUCGAAAUCACGAAAUUAAUUUUUGGAAAACUCUUCGAGAUCCUUUGUAUAUCUCCGUUGUUUUGUUUCUGAGUGUCCUUAUCAUUCCAACCGUAUUUCUUUCGGUUGUUUGGCAACCGUUGAUACAGUUUAUUACAAAUCAAAACAAAUCAUCAAGUCGAUCAUAUACAUUUGCAUAUAACAUUUCAACACUAUCGGCAAUCGUUAUUUGUCCAGUUAAUGGUUAUUUACUCGGGUUCAAAGCGGAUCGAAGUCAAAAACAGAAAUUAUUGAAUAUUUCGAUCGUUGAAACGAUUUCUUGGUUAUUAAAUGUGAUUUUAUGUUUGAUAACUAUGUUUCCAUCGACACCGAACAUCGUCAUUCCAAUUUUAGUAUUGAACUGUUUCUGUCGUUCGACAGUUGUCGCUGGAUGUCAAUCGGUGAUUUCAACAUUUUUUCCAUCUCAAUACAUCGGUCGUUUGACUGGAAUUAUGUGGAGUUUCGUCGGUGGAUUUACUUUUAUUCAACUUUUAUUAAUAAAACUAGUCGAUGAGAUCAAUCAAUCAUGGAAAGCUUGGUUAAUCAUCUUAAUCAUGGCUUUGUUGAUGAGUUCACAUCUGAUUCAAGUUUGGAUCAAAUAUUUCAAAUUCCAAACUCCGCAAAUUAACAAUUCGUGCUUGACAAACACAAGAUUCUGA